AUGAAGGAAGUGUGGCUUUGCUCGCCGCGGCGGUCACACUCUCAGCCUCAUUUCUACCACGCCGCUUCUCUCAACUUCUUCAAGAUGAAGGUUAUGCUUGUUGCCUGCGAGUCUUGUCGCUUGCGAAAAAGAAAAUGCGACAGAGCCUACCCCUCUUGCUCCUUGUGCCAAAAAGCUGAGCGAGUGUGUUCCUAUGCCCUUUACCGCGUCGCAGAAAGUAUCCCAAACCAGAGCUCAAAGGCGCUGGUGACUGAGAGUCACCACACGCGCAGUUCCAAAAAGCUCACACCUAGCUCCUGGGACGCCGUGGAGAGUCAAGUUUAUAUCUCGUGGGCUAUCCAGGCUCCAGCUGUCUCAGAUUCCUAUCCCAUCGCCUCUCGCUGCUCUUAUAAAUUGCAGACUACCUGGAUGAGAGGUGCAAUGAGCGACCCUUGCUUGUUCCACGCAACUCUCUUUACCGGCUCCUCCAAUUUUGAUCUCCGCCGUGGAAUUCAGCAGAGUACAAUUACCCUGUACCAUUACAAUGAACUGAUCAAAUCGGUCAAAAAGCGUCUAUCCGACCCGAAAACAGCGCUAGAUGACCGCACGAUAGCUGCAAUCACACCGCUGGCACUCUUCGCUGUUCUCACCGGAGAUCGAGCCUCCGCUGAGGUGCAUCGAGCUGGUCUAGCGAAGAUCGUCCAGCUAAGGGGUGGUCUGGACAAACUAGGCCUGGAAGGACUAACAGCAUCUCUCAUCUACGUGAAUGAUGUUAUUUCAGAUAUAGUCUUUGACAUGGACUCAAGACCUCUACCGCACUGCCCGCCCAUGCCGCCACCUGGCCUCGAGGAACGAGUUCUUAGCACACUUAUCAGCCGAUCUGCACCGGAAUUUCCCGGUCGCUCCAUCCAAGCCUUGUUCCAGUACAUCCAAAAGCUCAAACUUCAGCUCGUGGUCCAUCAAUCGACGGCUGGUUGGGGUUGCAACGCGACACAAGGCAACGUGAUGUCGCUUCCUACCAACGAUGACCCCGUGUGCCACUGUUGCUCCUUAGCGUUCCGGAUUUUCCACGCUAUUAUAAGCGGCGGGGCGAAUACGAGCAAUUUUGCCGACUACCUAGACGCCUUAGCCAGCGAUCUCCGUGAUGUGCUAGCCCUAACCGAAGACGAUGUAUGGAUGCGACAUUUCCCCGCGGUUCUUACAUGGGCUUGUAUAACUGGCGCCGCCGCUGCCAGUGAUCCGCAUCUGCGGGCAUGGUUCUACUUCCGGGCGGCAGCUGCGGUGGGGAUGCUCGAUGAUGCCGGCGACUUGUCUUUUCACGAGGAUAUGUCUUCACACUUUCACUGGCUUCGAUCGUUGCGACGGGAAGUCCUUCAGUCCGGUGCAAAAUUGUUGUAA
This is a messenger RNA of Aspergillus aculeatinus CBS 121060, 1377 nucleotides long. RefSeq names its product Zn(II)2Cys6 transcription factor domain-containing protein. Bases 1 to 1377 code for a protein of 458 amino acids. Gene Ontology annotation, biological process: regulation of DNA-templated transcription. NCBI's taxonomy places the organism in Eukaryota, Fungi, Ascomycota, Eurotiomycetes, Eurotiales, Aspergillaceae. The transcript has 6 exons. The record is from RefSeq and is a predicted model, not a curated record. Gene Ontology annotation, molecular function: zinc ion binding; DNA-binding transcription factor activity, RNA polymerase II-specific.